Owenia fusiformis is the source of this 1597-nucleotide messenger RNA. The record is from the annotation of a GenBank genome assembly. Lineage: Eukaryota; Metazoa; Annelida; Polychaeta; Sabellida; Oweniidae.
CGCAAUAAAACCCCGCCAAAUAAUUUGAAAAGAAAAUCUUGUAACUAAUUUCAUUGAUUCCGCUGUCUAUUUAUCUUGAUUACGUCAAACAAAACGUGAGCAGGUGCUGUUAGGUACACUUAAAGCAAUAGCCAAGAUGCACGCUUUCUUUAAACCAACUGGAACUAAAAGCUCAGUGGGUGCGAAUGUCACCAAAGAUGUCACAGCAGGGACUUCUGGGAAAUCUAAGGCGAAAAGACCACGACAAGUUCCAUGGGUGGAGAAAUAUCGACCAAAGAAUCUAGAAGAGGUUGCACAUCAAGAAGAAGUUGUUAAUGUGCUAAAGAAAUCACUGCAAGGAUCUGAUUUACCCAAUUUGUUGUUUUAUGGGCCACCUGGAACAGGAAAAACGUCAACAAUUCUUGCUGCUGCUAAAGAAUUAUUCGGACCAGUGCUUUUCAAAGAGCGUGUCCUUGAGCUAAACUCUUCCGACGAGCGAGGGAUCAACGUCAUUCGUGAGAAAGUGAAGACUUUUGCACAGCAAACAGCAAGUAGCUUCAGAUCAGAUGGCAAAUCAUGCCCACCGUUCAAGAUCAUUAUAUUAGAUGAGGCAGAUUCAAUGACAAAACCUGCACAGGCUGCCUUGAGACGCACAAUGGAAAAAGAAUCCCGCAUGACCCGAUUCUGCCUUAUAUGUAACUACGUUAGCCGAAUAAUUGAACCAAUCACUUCUCGAUGUGCAAAAUUUCGAUUUAAACCUCUUGAUGAAACUAUAUUGAAAACGAGGCUGAGGGAAAUAUGUGAAGGAGAAAAUGUGAAGUGUGAAGAUGAGGCUAUUGAAGCUCUUUUAGCCACGUCAGAGGGUGACAUGAGAAAGGCCAUAACUUUCCUACAAAGUGCCGCUAGGUUACACCCAGAAGAUGAAAUCACAAAGAGUGACAUCUACGAAAUAGCAGGGGUAAUAUCAGAUGAAGAAAUAGAUGGCGUUCUCAACACAUGUUUUUCUGAUUCCUAUGAAAAACUUGAAGCAGUUGUCAAAGAUGUUAUGCUUAAUGGCCACUCGGGGGCGCAGAUCAUCAAUCAGAUGCAUGAUAAAUUAAUCACCAUGGAUACGCUCAGUGAUAAACAAAAGGCAGCCAUAUUGGAAAGACUUGCAGUUGUUGAUAAAAGACUAUUAGAUGGAGCGGAUGAAUAUCUUCAAAUCAUGGACUUGUGCACUGUAAUCAUGCACCAAAUUUGCCAUAAUCAGAAAUGAUAGGACUGUGGCUAUGUAAACUAACAUCAUAUUUAAAUAUUGUGUCAGAUCCCAUUGACAUGGUGUCAAAAAAUUGGGAAAAAGUUGGAGUAUAAUAAAUGAAAAUGAAGUCUUAAGCAGGCCAAGCCAAGAUAUCAUGCCAUCUUUUGGUGAUGUCAUUUUCACAGUAUCAGGCCAGAAAGAUAAACAUAUUGCCAAUUUUCAAAAAAACAAUGCUACCUGCUGCAAGGUAUGAUGUCCUGAAUGUAGCAAAUAUACCUGUGCUUCCUUGGUUCUCCAAUUCACUAUUUGUUAAAGAGAUCUGUUAACUGUUGAUACAUGAAUUGGUAAGGGGUGGUGAAUCCUUCUUCAAAGGACUUCAUU